AUGGCGUCGCGCGAGCCGCUCUCGCACGUGCUGCCGCCGCUCGUCCUGGGCACGGCCACGUUCAACACGCAGUAUCACCACGACCCGACGCACAUGCCCUACGCCGACAUUGUGCGGCGCGCCCUCGAGCACGACAUUGCCGCCUUUGACACGUCGCCCUACUACGGCCCGUCCGAGACGCUGCUGGGCGACGCCCUGGCCGCCCUGGACCCGCGCCCGCCGCGCGCCAGCUACUUCCUCAUCACAAAGGCCGGCCGCAUCGCCGCCGACGAGUUCGACUACUCGCCCGCCUGGAUGCGCUACAGCGUCUGCCGCAGCCUCGAGCGCCUCGGCACGCCCUACCUCGACCUCGUCUACGCCCACGACGUCGAGUUCGUCGCGCCCGCCGACGUCCUCGCCGCCGUCGCCGAGCUGCGCCGCCUGCGCGACGCGGGCCGCGUCCGCUACGUCGGCAUCAGCGGCUACCCGGUGGCCGUGCUGGCCGGCCUCGCCGAGCUGGUGCUCGAGACGACGGGCGAGCCGCUCGACGCCGUCAUGUCCUACGGCCACUUCUGCGUCCAGAACGGCCAGCUGGGCCGGCCCGACCUACUGGCCCGCUUCCGCGCCGCCGGCGUCGAGUGCGUCCUCAACGCCAGCAUGCUCGGCAUGGGCCUCCUGACCAGCCGCGGCGUCGACAACGGGCCCAUGGCCUCGUGGCACCCGGCCCCGCCCGCCCUGCGCAAGGCCUGCGCCGACCUGGCCGCCAUCGCCGCGCGCCACGGCGAGCGCCUCGAGGAGGUGGCCAUCCGAUGGGCCCUGGAAAACUGGGCCCGCGUCGGCGCGCCCCUCGGCACCCUCGCCUACCCGUCGCGCGCCGUCGCCCUGCCGGCGCGCAUCGGCGUCAGCGUCAUGGGCGUCGCCGCCGUCGAGGAGCUCGAGGAGACGUGGGCCUUGUGGAAGAGCGUCGUCGGCGGCGGCACCGCCGAGCCCGCCGCCGAGGAGCGCAGAGCCAAGAUUGCCGCAAUCGUGGCCGGCUCCAUGUGGCCCAGCCUGGGGCCGUGGAAGGACUUUGCGUGGGAGAGCCCCGGCGAGGCCUUUGCCAAUCGGCGAGAAGCCCCGGGCGCCGUGCCGGACGACAACGUGGCGGAGCGAUGGGGGCUGAUAGCCAAGACGAUGCUAGACAGCGCCAAAAUAUAA
Hirsutella rhossiliensis is the source of this 1176-nucleotide messenger RNA. Its product is annotated as aldo/keto reductase family domain-containing protein. Gene Ontology annotation, molecular function: D-arabinose 1-dehydrogenase [NAD(P)+] activity. The transcript has a single exon. Gene Ontology annotation, biological process: dehydro-D-arabinono-1,4-lactone biosynthetic process. NCBI's taxonomy places the organism in Eukaryota, Fungi, Ascomycota, Sordariomycetes, Hypocreales, Ophiocordycipitaceae. Bases 1 to 1176 code for a protein of 391 amino acids. The record is from RefSeq and is a predicted model, not a curated record. Gene Ontology annotation, cellular component: cytosol.